This is a messenger RNA of Raphanus sativus (radish), 1636 nucleotides long. RefSeq names its product cytochrome P450 81C13. The record is from RefSeq and is a predicted model, not a curated record. The transcript has a single exon. The coding region runs from base 1 to 1497 and encodes 498 amino acids. NCBI's taxonomy places the organism in Eukaryota, Viridiplantae, Streptophyta, Magnoliopsida, Brassicales, Brassicaceae. Gene Ontology annotation, molecular function: heme binding; oxidoreductase activity, acting on paired donors, with incorporation or reduction of molecular oxygen; monooxygenase activity.
AUGGAAAAUCUCUGGUUCAUACUCUUCUCUCUCGCAGCUACUAUCUUCUUCUUCAUCGCCAGAUUCCUUUGGAGUCAAAACUCCAAGUUACCACCAAGCCCUACGUCUCUUCCCAUCAUCGGCCAUCUUCACCUCAUCAAGAAGAUUCCAUUACCACAAGCUCUGCGUCUCCUCUCUUCAAUCCACGGCCCUGUUCUCUUCCUCAAAUUCGGAUGCCGUCCCGUUCUGGUCCUCUCUUCCCCAGAAUCCAUCGAAGAGUGUUUCACCAACCACGACCAAACCCUCGCGAACCGCCCCAGGACCAUCACCUCUGAUCACUUCAGCUACGGCUACAAGAACUUCGGACUAGCUCCUUAUGGAGAUAUCUGGAGAACUCUCCGCCGUCUAUCCACCCUCGAGGUCUUCUCCUCCACAAGUCUCCAGAAGAACUCCUUUAUCCGUAACGAAGAGGUCUUGAAUCUCUGUUCGAGACUCUUCAGAUCAUCCGUUGACUCUCGGAGAGUGGAUCUCAAGUAUCAUUUCACUCUUCUCACUGCUCAGAUCAUGCUCAGGUUAGUCUCUGGGAGCCGUGGCGUUGAAGGGAGCGAUCCGGAAUCAGAGAAGAGGUUCUUUGAUGAUUUCAAGUUGAGGUUCUUCUCGAGCAUGUCGAUGGACGUCUGCGAUUUUUUCCCAGUGUUGAGGUGGAUAGGGUACAAAGGUCUUGAGAAGAGAGUGAUGGAGAUGCAGAGGAUGAGAGAUGAGUAUCUUCAACGACUCAUUGAUGAUGUUCGAAUGAAGAAAUUUGAUUCCACCGGUUCGGUAGUGGAGAAGUUCUUACGCCUUCAAGAAACAGAACCAGAGUUCUACUCAGAUGAUGUCAUCAAAGGAAUCGUCGUGCUUAUGUUCAAUGGCGGAACUGAUACUUCACCGGCGGUAAUGGAAUGGGCAAUGUCGGUUUUACUGAACCAUCCUGAUAAGCUUGAGAAGCUCAGAGAAGAAAUCAGAUCUAAUGUUAAGCAUAAAGGGAUUAUACAAGAAACGGAUCUCUCGAGCUUACCUUAUCUUCGGUGUGUCAUUUAUGAGACGCUCAGGCUAUACCCUGUAGCUCCACUCUUGCUUCCUCACUGCUCAUCAAAGAGAUUCAACUUAGGCAACUACGAGAUUCCGGAAAACACAAUGUUGUUCGUAAAUGCCUGGGCUGUUCAUAGGGACGGUGAGCUUUGGGAAGACGCGGAAGUUUUCAAGCCUGAGAGAUUUGAAGGGUUUGUUGGCGAUAGAGAUGGUUUUAGGUUCUUGCCAUUUGGAGUAGGGAGGAGAGCAUGUCCUGGAGCUGGAUUUGGAACAAGGACGGUGGCGCUUGCUGUUGGAGCAUUGGUUCAGUGUUUUGAGUGGGAGAAGGUUGAUGGAGGAGAUAUAGACAUGAGACCUGUUUUUGGUGUGGCAAUGUCUAAGGCUGACCCUCUUGUCGCAUUGCCUAAGCCAUGGCCUGAUAUGGUUCCUAUCUUGUCUCAGGUCUAGUGUCAUCUGUGUUGGGCAUUAGGGUUGCUUUAGACGGUCGCAUUAUCUAUAUACACAUCGACAAAUAAAGAGAAUGAAUAAUGAUCAUAAUCGCAAAUGGUUACCUUAAUUGUGCAAUCAGUUUCUUCAUAUUUCGUUC